Molecule: messenger RNA, 1140 nt
Organism: Parnassius apollo (apollo)
Lineage: Eukaryota; Metazoa; Arthropoda; Insecta; Lepidoptera; Papilionidae
Source: the annotation of a GenBank genome assembly
AUGCAUCGACUUUUUGCUGAGCUGGAGCCAUCUGUAACCGUCACCGAGCAAAACCUGGCAGACCGAGUUCGGUAUAUCUUGCGCUCAAAUACAUUUGAUGUCACCGAACUCGAACGGCUACGACGUGAGGCUGUUCCUUCAUCGGGUGAAAAUGCUGCGGCUGAGGAUGCGGCGCCACAACUUGCUGAGCAAACGGCAAAUGUGGAUGCCGCCGUGAAUACGCCAGUUGUGGUUGAUGACGAUGAUGGAACAGUCGCCCAGGAACUGGAACUAGAGCAAAUGAGGAGUACAUUGGAAGAGGCGAUUGUGGAAACGCGCAGUACGACUCUCGAAAAUCGACCGCGACUUCCCCGUUUAGCCCUAAGCAAGCGGAAUCGGGCUGUCGUGAGGGCUCUGAACCCAAUGCUGGUUACCUAUUUGGAAGCCAGCCGGGACCUUUGCGAUACGGACUCAAUUCUUUUUGGCGCCGCACUGGCAGUCUGCCGUAUUAUAGGUGCCAAACUUUCCACGGCUGGACGCGCUACUGGACAAAGUAGUGCUAUUCCAGCCUGGAGAAUAAGAAUUGAAGAACGUAUCGCAAAGGCUAGGGCCCUCAUCGGCAGACUGAUAUGCUUCAGGUCAGGCAAUACCAGGCCAAGGAUUGUGCGCACCGUCAGGAUGGCGUUUGCUGGGACAAAUGUUAGUUUGUCCCAGCCGGAUAUAAUGCAAAAACUGACGGAGCGCAUAGACGACCUGAAGCAAAGAAUAGCUGCUUGGGGAAAGCGGAUUCGGCGAUAUACCGAGAGGUCGACACGGUUCAACCAGAAUCGUCUCUUCCAGAGUGAUCAGAAGAGGCUCUAUAAAUCAUUGGAGCGACCAAUAGUAAGUGGAACGGGCCCUGCACCAAAUCAGGCCGACAUGGUCGCAUUCUGGCGCAGCCUGUGGUCAGAGCCCGUAAACCACAACGAGGGCCCUUGGACGGAAGUUGUGGCGAGUCAGUGUGCGAGUAUUACGCCCAUGGACCCCGUCAUCAUAACGCCGGAUGACGUAGCUGAGGCGGUCCGUAGGGCCCCGAACUGGAAAAGUCCGGGGCUUGACGGGCUGCAUCACUACUGGCUGAAGGGGUUCAUGAUGUAUGAGAAUGGGAACGAGAAUGGAUAA